Molecule: messenger RNA, 426 nt
Organism: Arachis ipaensis
Lineage: Eukaryota; Viridiplantae; Streptophyta; Magnoliopsida; Fabales; Fabaceae
Source: RefSeq, a predicted model, not a curated record
AUGGUGGUCCAACACCACCAACCCCAGCACCCUCACCCACCUUGUCGCCACCCGUCAUUCCAGCACCCUCACCCCCUCGUCGCCCGCAAUCGAUCCUUACCAGUGGUAUCCGACACAGCUAACCCCAGCACCCUCAUUCCCCUCGUCGCCACCAGGCAGUCCUUACCAGCAGGAUCCGUCACCGCCAACCCCAGCACCCUCGUCGCCGCCAAUCAAUCUAGCAUCCUUACCAGUGGUAUCAGACAUCGCCAACGCCAGCACCUUCACCGCCACCAGCGGGAUCCGACACUGCCAACCCCAGCACCCUCAUCGCCACCAGUCAGUCCACCACCCUCGUUGUCCGCAGUCGAUCCUUACCAGCGCGAUCCGACACCCCCAACCCCCGGCACCCUCCCCCUCUCGUCGCCCCCAAUCGGUCCUUACUAA